This is a messenger RNA of Acanthisitta chloris (rifleman), 2430 nucleotides long. Its product is annotated as integrin alpha-9-like. Gene Ontology annotation, cellular component: external side of plasma membrane; integrin complex. The annotation marks the transcript as partial. Gene Ontology annotation, biological process: integrin-mediated signaling pathway; cell-cell adhesion; cell-matrix adhesion. The transcript is spliced from 12 exons. Gene Ontology annotation, molecular function: integrin binding. NCBI's taxonomy places the organism in Eukaryota, Metazoa, Chordata, Aves, Passeriformes, Acanthisittidae. The record is from RefSeq and is a predicted model, not a curated record.
ACUGUUUUUGAGAGGAACUGUCAGUCUGAUGACUGUGCUGCUGAUUUGAAACUUCAGGGUAAACUAUUGCUGUCUAGUGUUGAUGACAGAACUGCCUACCUGGCCCUGGGAGCGGUGAGGAACAUCUCGCUUAACAUUUCCAUCUCUAACGUUGGGGAUGAUGCCUAUGACACCAAUGUUUUCUUCAAUUUUUCUGGAGAGCUCUUCUUCAUCAAAAUGUGGCAAAAGGAGGAACUGGGCAUUGCCUGUGAGUUGCUGGAGUCAGAUUUCCUCAAGUGCAGUGUGGGAUUUCCUUUCAUGAGAUCAAAAUCUAGGUAUGAGUUCAGUGUGAUCUUUGACACGAGCCACUUGUCUGGGCAGGAAGAAACGCUUACAUUCCUUGUCACUGCCCAAAGUGGAAACCCAGAACGCAAUGAAUCUCUGCAUGAUAAUACUCUUACCCUAUUGGUGCCCCUGAUGCAUGAGGUGGACUCGUCAAUCAAUGGAGAAGUCUUCCCUACUUCAUUUUUCUAUGGUGAUUCUGUGGAAGCAUCCAACUUUGUUCAGCUGGAAAACCAUGAAUGCCUUUUCCAGUCUCUCAACUUCACACUGCAGGUUUACAAUGCUGGACCAAGCACUCUCCCUGGAGCUUUUCUUGACAUUUCAUUUCCAAACCGCCUCUCUGCCACUGGAGCUGAAAUAUUUCAUGUUCAGCAGAUGAUGGUUGGUCAGGACAAAGGAAGCUGUUCUUUCCACAGAAACCACAGCCCAUGUGUUGUCCCUCAGGAGAAUGAAAAUAUUUUCCACACAAUAUUUGCUUUCUUUGCAAAGUCUGGCAGAAAAGUAUUGGACUGUGAAAGACCAGGCAGGUCCUGCUUAAUUAUACGCUGCAAUUUAAGCUCACUAGCCAAAGCAGAGUCCUGUGAUAUAAGUAUCUACACACUGCUGAAUACUGAGAUACUCAAGAAGGACAGUUCAUCAGUCAUCCAGUUUGUCACAAGGUCAAGGGUGCAGGUGGACCCUGACCUCAGAGUUGUGGAGGUGCCCAAUGGGAGCCCAGAAGAAAAAGCAGUGGUCUUUGAGGCUUUGCACCAUCUGGAGCCUCGUGGGUAUGUCGUCGGAUGGAUUAUUGCCAUCAGUUUGCUGGUGGGAAUUCUUAUCUUCCUACUGCUGGCUGUACUCUUAUGGAAGAUGGGCUUCUUCCGCCGGAGGUACAAAGAAAUUAUUGAGGCCGAAAAGAGCAGAAAGGAGAAUGAAGAUAGUUGGAACUGGGUCCAGAAAAAUCAGGGAACUGCCUGUGAUAACUAAAGUCCAGUCAUGUGACACGUGCUCACUAGCCUAUAGGUCCUGCUCUCAUAUCUUCCAUAUGUGGAAGAAGAAAUCUUCUCCAGAUUUUUCGGAGACCCCAUUGAUGCUGUGUCUUUAUCACUCCAAAAAAAGCUAGGGAACAUAUCCUGAGGCAACCACUGCAGCAUGUCAGGUGACUGGAGCAAUUAACACUUCAUUUAAGAGUUGAACUUUGAACUUUGGUAACUAAGCUGCAGUGCAGAGCAAUAUUUAUGAAUCCAACUAUGUGGUAUACCCUCAGGGGAAGACUGUUACCUAAAAAUAUUUUUUAUAAAUAUAAGCUUUUUAUAUUGAUUAUGUCUUUAUAUUUGUAUCAAUGUUUUAUAAUUUCUAUUGAAUAGCUAUAUAGUUCACUCAAGCACUGAUAUCUGGCUAAAUCUUUGGAAUUACAUAUAUGUAUAUAUAAAUUUUAUUGUACUUUUAAACUUCAAUGCAAGAGAGAAAAGAGAGAUGUGCAGAUAAAAGUGGCUGAAUGCUACAUAUGCUUAAUUCACAAGGCUUGGUAAUAUUGUAUAUAGAACACUUAAUGGAAAUAAGCCAAAAUCUUUUCACUGUCUCUUUCUUUGAGUUGAAUUUCAUGUUUGAUUUAUAAACUAAAGAAUCUAAAAUAUUUCACAGUUGUGAUGUUCUGUGUCUUGAGUCUGUCCCAAAUAAGAGAGGAUGGAAAUGUGUCCUCUGACAUGUAGCAAGAUGUAACUUUCUUUGUCUCAUUGAAGAAGGCAUCACAGAAUGUUUUCCUUUAGGAAUUGUUCUUUUGCAGUCUCUAGUACUUUGAUAAUAGUGUAGGACUGUACAGUUGAGAUACCAGAAGGAUAUAAUUGGGCCAGCCAUAAUGGCAUUGACAAAUUACUUGGAAUAAAAAAAAAUAAAAAUUAAAUGAAGCCAUAUUAAUAUUAAGAGGGAUAGUUUUUAAGCUACUGUUAUGGAUUGCAAUCUGUUGCUAUCAAAGCAAGUGACAAAUUGCUACAAGCUAUCAGCAUUAUGUCUGCCUUGUGAGUUAAAUACAUGAUCAUGAAUUUGUUUAUAUGAUAAUUUUAAGAGAGAAGCAAGGGUUAAAAUGCUUCGGUCUUUGGAUCUUGAGGUUUCCUAUCUUGGUGUUCCAAG